ACCGGUUUGAUAACCCUUCCCACCCUCAACCUCAAUAGACACACACAACGCAAGUCGAAGAGGGCAGCCCUCGCCUCGUCGAGAACAGGGAAAUAAAAGAGCUUAGAGAUAGCGAAGCAAUCGGAGAGCUCUGACUCCGCCGCCCGUCGCUUUUGUCUGGUCAGCGUUACUCGUCGGUGUUUGUUCCUUCCGUCUGCACCGUCAGCAUUUAUCACUCACGGCUACAGCGCUUUCGCGGCGAAGCAGCCCUACUUCUCGACAAACAUCCGCGCGAUAGAGACGAUUAGUUCUGAGGGAGCUCUCGGGCGCCAUCUCCGCCUCGUGCAGGGUUCGUCACUGGCUCUGACGUAGUUAUCUAGAGAAACCCGGGAGCUGAACGGGAGAAUCUGCCGGAGACUCGGUGCAGGGGUUUUGGUGAAGUUAGCCUUAUUGGGAUGACAACUACAUCAGAUAUGGAUGAUGAUGAUUUUAGGGAUAUCUACAAGGAGUAUACUGGUCCUCUAGGAUCUACUGCCAACAAUGCACAGGAUCAGGGACAAGGAAAUAAUCAAUCCCAAGCAGUUUCUGAGGAGGAAGAGGGGUCUCCUGACCCCAAUGCUGUCCCAACCGAUUUUACCAGUAGGGAAGCAAAGGUUUGGGAAGCUAAGUCAAAAGCAACAGAGCGGAACUGGAAGAAAAGAAAAGAAGAAGAGUUAAUAUGCAAAAUUUGCGGAGAAUCAGGUCAUUUCACUCAGGGGUGCCCUUCCACUCUUGGUGCCAAUCGCAAGUCUCAAGAUUUUAUCGAAAGGGUUCCUGCAAGAGAAAAGUACAUUAGAUCCCUAUUUACUGAGAAGGCAAUGCAAAGGAUUGAAAGAGAUAUUGGAUGCAAGCUCAAAAUGGAGGAGAAGUUUAUUAUUGUUAGUGGAAAGGACAGGUUGAUAUUGAAGAAAGGUGUUGAUGCUGUGCACAAAAUGAUUAAGGGAGAUGGCGGUGAUCAUAGGGCCUCCUCUACCUCUAAGAUGAGCAGGUCUAGGUCACCUGAUCAACCAAGCCCUCCUGCAUCUCGGUUGAGAUACUCUGAAUCUCAGAGGUCUCAUCCAAGUUACCCUCGUGAUGCAUCUCAGUAUCAACACAGAUUUGGACGCCAGGAUAAGAUUAUAGAAGAUCGUAUUCGUGAGGAUAUGCAGAAAUUCUCAAGGGGUUCACCACAAGGUAGGGACAGCAUAGGAUACUUUUACGGCAUCCAUAAACAACUGGUAAUCCCAUUUUCAUUGUUGUUGGGCCUCUGCAAGCUUUCAUACUAAUUUCCUGGCACUCAUUUUGCUAAAUACAUUAACUGUGCUGCUGCUUAUUGGCCGUGAUUAUUCCAAUCAAGAGGUAAGUUCUUGUAUGGAGCUCAGUCCACCGUUUAUAAAUAAUAUUGUUGUCCUGAAAGCCAAAGAAAUAUCUAAACAAAAUGUCUGACUUGAGGAUGGUUUGGUUUGUUAUAAAUGAGUUGUAUACAUUAAAUAAUGCACUUCAGUUUUUGGAUUCGAGAAUCCAGGCCUUGACUUUUUGUUUGUUUUCUGAAGCAGCUUAUGUGAAAGAUGGACGUAGAAGUCGGUCAAGCCAUUCUAAGUCUCCUAGACGUCCUCCUCAUGGUGGUGAUUCCUAUGGUUCAUAUGAUGGGCACAGUCGCGGCACAGGCAGUGGCGGGUUAGAUGGAUGGGAUGCUGGAAGGCGAGGAGGAUCUGAGUUUCUCUCCCAUAACCAGCAGUCUGAGUAUUCUUACUUCCCUCGGACACUCGAGGAAUUAGAACUAGACUACAAAAAGGAGGCAGCGAUGCUUGGAAGAAUCCAUGACAAGGAAGAAGAUGAAGAGAACUACAAACAUCGUGAGGCAAUGAGUGGGAUACGAGAUAGUUACCUGAAGAAGUUAUCCGCCUUGAGGGGCACCCACAGCAAACAAUUUGAGGCGUUCUUUCAUCAACUCGAUGCUCAACGACGCCAACAGGAAGCAGCACGGCGGCAAAUGCCUGUCGCAGGUUAUAGUGGUUUCGUUCAAAAACCAUAUCCUGACUACGAUGGCGGUGCCUCAUCAACGGUGCAUCCUCACUUCCCCAGAGCAAGCUUGUCUGUCGGUUCCAGGCCCAGUUACCAAAAUCAUCUGGAAAAUUAUACUUCUAGAGCUCAUAAUGAUUAUGGUGAGUUCCAGCAUCAGAGACCUGGGGAUUUCGAGAAAUCGUACAACCACUACUAAGCCUGAUUGUAAGGUUUAGCUGGGUUCAUUAGGAAACGUUGAUUUGGAUGGAAGUCAGAGAAACCAUAGCUUUGUUUGUUCGAUAGAAUUCUCAGCUGUUUCUUUCUUUUCAACAGGAUGUAAGCUAAUAACGCAACUCUUUCAUAUGUAUUUGAGCAAAUGCACCUUCUGCCUCUUCUUUAAUCCGUGAA
This is a messenger RNA of Linum tenue, 2409 nucleotides long. The record is from the annotation of a GenBank genome assembly. NCBI's taxonomy places the organism in Eukaryota, Viridiplantae, Streptophyta, Magnoliopsida, Malpighiales, Linaceae.